AUGAAAAGAAUAUCCGUGGCGGAAACAUCCUCUCCAAAGAGACUUCGCCUGGAGGACAACCUCACGCUAUUCGAUGAAACACGUCGAAAGAGUGCAACUGACCUCCUCGACCCCGCGACAGAUGAAACCAACAAUAUCGAAGCCAAAAUUCACAUGAUUUUUCCUUGUAUCAGUAAAACACGCCAGGUGAACGUUGAGAUGCACGAACAUGGCGACACUUACCGCUUUCUCGUUAUCAUUUCGUCCAAAGUCGAUGAAUUACUUCCCUUCCCAUUCGCUGUUAAUGACAGAAUCUGCCUUUCUCUCAAGGGCGCGCAGAUUCGGCCGAGGGCACAAUCUUCUUCCCCUUACUAUCUACCCGUCGCGCUCGUAUUCAAAGAUGGGAUCGCGGCCAUGCUCAUGUCGGGACCCUUAGCAGGGAAGGUAUUCAGUACUUGGGAAGACUGGUAUAGCGCUACCGGCAACAUUCCCCGCGUCAGAGACAUUGCCCGACAACAUUGCAGAGAAGAACCCACGCCUGUCCUUGCGUCCCAUCAGCAUCUCGAUCCAUCAGCUACUAAUCUUCCUCAAUCUGGCGUGCAGCCACCGGAAAAGGAGCUCACAAGACAACAGAAGCGCAGGCGGAAAAAGCAAGCACUGAAGUCAGUCGUUCUUGAGACCGGACGUGAAUCAGGCGGGCAUGAGAUAGCGGGACCCCAAGCCGAGGCGGUUGCUUCACGAGCACCAUCAUCGCCCCCCACUGAUGUGCAGUCAGCACCACAAGUACCCUCCAACGAGCGCACAAGCUCGGGCUCUGAACAGACCAGUUCGUCGUCGUCCAAUAGGGCAACCCCAGUGGCGGUGAUCGUGCACUCACCGCCUCCUGCCAACGAUCUUGCGCGCAGUCAUGGACCGCUGGCCAUGAGGGCUGGAAUGACUACGCAAGGGGGAGAUAAGUUCACACCAAUCAGGAAGAUUGAAUCGGGACUGGGAUUCUUCAACGUCAUUGGUGUAGUUACGUCAACCAAGCCCCUGACACAAGCGCGCUCACAAGGUGGGAUUCCGUCAGCGUUUAUUGUUGGUUCAUUGUUCAUCGUGGUACUAGACUGGACCCGUAAUUUCACCAUCGUCGACCCGUCCUGCAUGGAAGACGAUGUGGAUGUCGUGACUUAUAAUUUCAAGGUCAACUGUUUUCAGAAGAAGCACGCGGAGUGGCUCCCUCAGGCUGAAGUUGGCGAUAUAGUCCUCUUUCGCAGGCUGAAGACCUCCCCGUUCUGUGGCGGUAUCAAUGGCGUAGGGUAUUGGAAUAAGUUGCGCUGGGCCACCUAUGAUACCCAAGCCCGGCGUUUCCGUGAUCCUAACAGAAAUGACGCCCUACAUUCCGAGAUACUAGACGAUGGAUUUGGGUAUUCGUUCUCACCUUACUACAAGCCAAGUGAACAAGGCAAAGAAGCGGAGUACUGUGCUCAGCUUGCCGACUGGUGGCAAGCGAUACAUGCGAAAGAACAAGGUGUCACAACCGUGCAGUGUGCCCCACGCCCUUCGCGAGAGCAUCACCUCAUCUCUGAGGUCACCCCUGACACUGCUCCUCAAGGUUAUUUCGAUUGUACCGUCGAAAUUCUGUACAGCUAUGAGAAUACUGCUGGACCCCACACGCUGUAUGUGACUGACUACACUGUGAACCCUCAUACCAACCCACCGCAAGCAAACUGGUGCUCGCCGGAACUGUCAGCAUACGUUUUCAAAAUGGAUAUGUGGGAUGGCGCAGGGAUCCUCGCAAAGACGAUGCAGCCCGGAGAGUUCUGGUACCCUCCCAAACGCACGCAUGAUGAGAGAUUCCUAUCUUCGUCUCCACGAGUAAGUGGUGUUGUUGGCCCAACAAUCAUAUCACUCACGGUGUGUUCUCCAGGCGGAAAAAAGAAGUUUGAGCGAGAGGGAGGGGCGUCCGGCUCUUCUGCACGGUUUGACACCAAGUUGAUUGAAGAUAUUGACGGAGAAGUAGCAUUCUUCCACUGCACGGUUGAGGUUCUUCACGUUGAUCUUGCCUCUGCGGAAGAGCCAGUUGUUUACGUCACAGAUUACACAUUCAAUCCCGACCUCGCCAAUCCAGUAGAGCCAGCACCCUGGGGUCUUGGCCUCGACCGCCGGAUCGUCAAGAUUGUUCUGGAGGGUGGGCAGAGAGUGAGGGCUCGUGACCUUCAGCCAGGCGCAAUGUAUAGAAUCAAGAAUCUGCGUUUGAUCAAGAGGACAGGUAUUAAGGGUGCCUUCGGGCGUUUAGGGGGCGAUGAACGACUGAUCAUUGCAGCCAAUGACCGCGAGAAGGAGGAAGUAAAAGCUCUUUUACAACGCAAGGAGAAGUGGAAGUUAGAAAUGAAACGAGACAGGGUAUCCAUCGAACCAGCGGUCAAUUCCAAUGCAAAAUCACGCCAUCCUACUCCCGAGACCUCAGAGGAUCUCACUUUGAAACAAGUUAUCGCCAGCACCGUUUGUCCGAACACGUUUACCAUCGUUGCGCGGGUGACCGAUUUUCAUCCUUUCGAACUGAACCAAGCCACGUACUUGCGGUGCACGAAGUGCAAUACCAACUUACGGCGUGCCUGGAAACGCUGUGUCGACUGCGAUGACAUGCUUGAUACGCAUUGCAAAUGGUUCUACAACCUACUUUUCCAUUUGGAAGAUGAUGAAGGCAACAAUAUCAUUGUUUCUGCCUGCAACAAAGGGUGUAAACUUCUGUCCGGAUUACCUCCUGUCGACUUGGAAGCGGAUAAAGGUGCUUUCGAUCGACUCGUAGCUAGGCUACAACCCGUGAUUGGCAACCUCGUGCAAGUACAUGACGCAUAUGCGAAGCCGAUGGUCCUGCCAGUAGUUUCCCCGAAGAUGCGCUUCACCGUCGAGAGUUGGAUCGCGAAAGAUGAUCGAUGGUAUGGGCUUCUGGAGUGUACUCCACUUUGA
This is a messenger RNA of Suillus subalutaceus, 2931 nucleotides long. RefSeq lists its product as uncharacterized. NCBI's taxonomy places the organism in Eukaryota, Fungi, Basidiomycota, Agaricomycetes, Boletales, Suillaceae. Gene Ontology annotation, cellular component: nuclear telomere cap complex. Gene Ontology annotation, molecular function: telomerase inhibitor activity; G-rich strand telomeric DNA binding. The record is from RefSeq and is a predicted model, not a curated record. Gene Ontology annotation, biological process: regulation of telomere maintenance via telomerase; telomere capping. Bases 1 to 2931 code for a protein of 976 amino acids. The transcript is spliced from 10 exons.